Messenger RNA from Anarrhichthys ocellatus (wolf-eel), 2820 nucleotides. It is a transcript of the gene cmn, whose product is annotated as calymmin. The record is from RefSeq and is a predicted model, not a curated record. The coding region runs from base 1 to 2820 and encodes 939 amino acids. The transcript is spliced from 34 exons. NCBI's taxonomy places the organism in Eukaryota, Metazoa, Chordata, Actinopteri, Perciformes, Anarhichadidae.
AUGGUCCUGCAUCUGGAGUAUCCAAUGGACAGUGGCCACAACCUAAUGGUGUGGGUCAGGCAAUGGGUGCACAAAAUGGACACGGCGGAUACCCCACAAAAGGCCAAGGUCAAGGAGCCACAGCUGACCCAUACAACGGCAAUGGAGCUAGACCAAAUGGUCCAGGUGUGGGGAUGGGAGCCUCCAGAGGUAUGGGAGUACCUCAGCUUGCCAGGAACCAAGCCUAUGGUGGUAAUGGUUAUGGAGCUCAACCCAUGGGAGGCUACGGUGCUGCAGCUGGUUUGCCCAAUGGACAAGGUUUUGGAAAUGGAGCGGUUCCCAAUAGAUAUGGAGCAAGACCCAAUGGUCAUGGAGUUGGAAAUGGUGCUGCACUCGGAGGAUAUGGAAGGAAACCCAACGCAUACGGAGGCUCAAAACUACAAACUAGCAAAGGAGUUGGAGCAGUGCUGCCCAGUGAAGGUGCUAGGGAAUUUGUUGAUCAAAACGAUUUGUUUUACAGGAUAUGGUGGUCCAGCUGGUGUACCUAAUGGACAGUUGGCUAAAGCAGCUAAUACUGGCUACGACAUGAUGCCAAAUAGUAAGGGUAUAAAGAGUGCAGGUGCGUACAAUGAAAAGGGCCUAAAAGGUGGAGUUCUCUCUCCUGAGCAGCUGAGUGCAACUCCACAAGCAAUAACUGAAGGCGCAGCACCAGUUUCCCCCGAGCCGACGCGUGGUAUCCGUGUUAUGGUGACACAAGAUAAAUAUCAAAAGCUGCCUUCACCUGUGCCACAAGGAAAAAGCUACAAACAGACGCCACUAAUCCUUCAGGCUACACCAGAACCAGCACCAGCGAUUCCUCAAGGCAAAGGCCCAAAGCCUGCACCUGCACCCAGACCUGAACCAGGACCCAUGGGCCCACAGGGCAAGGCUCCAAAGACAAACCCAGCACCACAGCCUCAAGGUUAUGUGACUGGAAUUGCUCUGCCUGAGCAAAAAGGUGCAGAGGCAGAUGCUCUUUUUGAAGAGGGCCCCAGCGAGGGGGAUGCUGCCCCUGAAAGCACCAAACACCUGAAAACCAAAGCUGUUCCUGAAACAGUGGCAGCUAAAAACACAGGGCGCAUCAUCCCCGAGGAAGCACUGGCUGUCGGUGUGCCUGAGUUCGCACCAGAAGAAGCAAACAUCAGAAGUCACCCUGGGGCAGGAUCGGUCAAAGGUCUCACUGCAGGAGAAACUGGGGCAACUGAGCACGGAGGAGGAGCUUCCAUCUCCAAGGGACAGGGAGCUAAACCAACAAAACCUGACUGUGGACCAUCAGGAGUACCAAAUGGACAAUGGAUGAAAAUACCCCGAUCUGGUUAUAAUGCAGGUGCUGGAGCAUCCGCUGGCACAAACACAAAAGGUUAUGGAGCAGGAGCUGGUGUUCCAAACAGAUACGGUGCUAAACCCAACAGACAUGCUGCCAGGACAGGGGGGUAUCCAAAUGGAGGUGGAGCUAAAGCAAACAAACCAGGUUAUGGAGUUGGAGGCGACACUGUCCCUGGACGCAGCAAUGGAUAUGCAGACCUUGGCUAUCCCAAUGCUGGGCAACCUAAGCAACCUCGUUACGGACAAGGGGCGUACCUCGGAGCUGGAUAUGGAAAUACAUAUGGAGGAAUGAGCCAGUUUGAGCCUCAGUCCGCUGGCCUUGGUCCAAAUGGAAAAUUGGGCAGCAUGUAUGGUGGAAUGGGCGGCUGGCCUUUUGGCGGUCAGAACCUGGGAAUGGCUGCGGAGAAAUCAAACGGCAAGUACGGCAUUGGUGGGUUGCAAUUUGGUGGACAACCCCUCAGUACAGAGACUAAUGGAGCAGGGAAGUAUGGUUAUGGUGGGAGCCCUUAUGGGCCUGCUGGUGAUGGCAAAUCAUCUACAAAAUAUGGUGGUGUUGGUGCCGGCAUGGGAGGGGAUCCUGCACCCGCACAAUAUGGAUAUGGUGGGUUCCCCAACGGUGGGCAGCUUCUUGGUCUCGGCAGUAAUGGAAAUACAGCCGGCAAAUAUGGUUAUGGAAGAAUGCCUUUUGAAGCUCAACCAGCUGGACUAAGCCCUGAAGCCAUAUCUACUGGAGAAUAUGGUCUGCCUGGGUCACCAUAUCAACCUGAACCACUUGGACAAUAUCAGACUGAACCACUUGGACAAUAUCAGACUGAACCACUUGGACAAUAUCAGACUGAACCACUUGGACUUGGACAGCUCGGAAAAUUAACAGGCAAAUACAGAGGUGGUGAAGUUCCCUAUGCACCACAAACUCUUGGUUUUAGGAGUGAAGCAAAACCUUUUGGGAAAUAUGAUAACCAGGGACCAUACCAGUCGCAGCCUCUUGAAUCUGGUGGACAAUAUGAUGCAGCUGGUUUACCUUAUGAUCCCCUGCCACUUGAGCCACAUUCAGCUGGAAAAUCUUAUGUGAACGAAGAUGUACAGACGCCAGCAUUUGCAGCUGAAGGCGAUGGGAUGUCCAUUGAUAGAUACAAUGUCGCAUUUCCUGCAGCUCCCAGUCCCAGCCCCACCCUGGUUUACCCCUCUGACCCAUCCUAUCUGCCUGUGGAGUUCUUCAAGCCUGAUGUGGUGCCUGGAGCAGGUGUUGAGGACCUGCGUGAACCCGUGGGCACUGCCGGCCUCGCUCAUGGCUCUGCAGAAACGCAGGGCGUGGCUCAGGUGCCUGAGCAGCCUGAUGACCUGCUACAUCAACAGCAGCUGCCACGUCGGAUACACAUUCAGCAGCAUCUCAAACUGCAUUUUCACCCACAAGAAGAGAAGAGCGGCAAAUAUGACUUGAAUGGCUUCUUUGGGAAUAGUGGCUAUCAAGGUUAA